Tupaia belangeri chinensis (Chinese tree shrew) is the source of this 2381-nucleotide messenger RNA. RefSeq names its product prostaglandin F receptor (gene PTGFR). Lineage: Eukaryota; Metazoa; Chordata; Mammalia; Scandentia; Tupaiidae. Gene Ontology annotation, molecular function: prostaglandin F receptor activity. Gene Ontology annotation, biological process: positive regulation of cytosolic calcium ion concentration; adenylate cyclase-activating G protein-coupled receptor signaling pathway; inflammatory response. The transcript is spliced from 3 exons. The record is from RefSeq and is a predicted model, not a curated record. Gene Ontology annotation, cellular component: plasma membrane. Bases 287 to 1387 code for a protein of 366 amino acids.
GUGCGGAGGGAUAACAGGGCCGAGCGCGCCGAGCUCGUUCCUAGCUAGGGGAGCGCGCGCGGAGGGAACGGGCGACGGGACGCGGGCCAGUGCCCGCGAGGUAGCGUAGGGCUCAGCUCAGUGGAACCUGCAGCGGCGACGGCGCGGUGUCAGUAGCGCCAUGCCCCGAGCAGCGCGCACUUCGCGGAGAGCCUCGCGGACGACCAGGGAUGCCAAGAUAUUUGGACUGCAAGACAGCACAGUUUUGAGAGGGAGAUGACUUGAGGGACCCGCUUGUAUCUCCACAAUGUCCAUGAACAAUUCCAAACAGCCAGUGUCUCCUGCAGCUGGGCUCCUGUCCAACACAACAUGCCAGACGGAAAACCGGCUUUCAGUGUUUUUUUCAAUAAUCUUCAUGACAGUGGGGAUCUUAUCAAACAGCCUUGCCAUUGCCAUUCUCAUGAAGGCUUAUCAGAGAUUUAGACAGAAGUCCAAGGCAUCGUUUCUGCUUUUGGCUAGUGGGCUGGUAAUCACAGACUUCUUUGGCCAUCUCAUCAAUGGAGGUAUAGCAGUAUUUGUAUAUGCAUCGAAUAAAGACUGGAUCCGCUUUGACCAAUCGAAUGUCCUAUGCAGUAUUUUUGGAAUCAGCAUGGUAUUCUCCGGCCUGUGCCCACUUUUUCUAGGCAGUGUGAUGGCCAUUGAGCGGUGUAUUGGAGUCACCAAACCAAUAUUUCAUUCUACGAAAAUUACAUCCAAGCAUGUGAAAAUGAUGUUGAGUGGUGUGUGUCUGUUUGCUGUUUUCAUAGCUUUGCUGCCCAUCCUUGGGCAUCGGGACUAUAAAAUCCAAGCGUCAAGGACCUGGUGUUUCUACAACACAGAACAUAUCAAAGACUGGGAAGAUAGAUUUUAUCUUCUGCUUUUUUCUUUUCUGGGGCUCUUAGCGCUUGGUGUUUCGUGCUUGUGCAAUGCCAUCACAGGCAUCACACUUUUAAGAGUUAAGUUUAAGAGUCAGCAGCACAGACAAGGCAGGUCUCAUCAUUUGGAAAUGGUCAUCCAGCUCCUGGCCAUCAUGUGUGUCUCCUGCAUUUGCUGGAGUCCAUUUCUGGUGACAAUGGCCAACAUUGGAAUAAAUGGAAAUAAUUCUCUGGAGACCUGUGAAACAACACUUUUUGCUCUCCGAAUGGCAACGUGGAAUCAAAUCUUAGAUCCCUGGGUCUAUAUUCUUCUACGGAAGGCUGUCCUUAGGAAUCUCUACAAACUUGCUAGACGCUGUUGUGGAGCAGAUGUGAUCAGCUUGCAUAUUUGGGAGCUUAGCUCCAUCAAAAAUUCCUUAAAGGUUGCUGCUAUAUCUGAGUCACCAGUAGCAGAAAAAAUAACUCAGCAAGCACCUAGUUUAAUAGAGCAGUAAAUCAGCACAGGACUAGAACAGAAUUAAGAAAAGUUUUGGCAAUAUUUCAGUUAAUUAGAUAAAUAGAUAUAGCUUAACUGGAAAAUUCAAACCUCAGCACAUAGUUUGGAGGCACUUUGGUCAGAUUUAUCUUUUGAAGUUUGUUCAAUUAACUGUAUUGCAAAUUUUUGUUUGUUUUUGUCAACUGGAGGUAGACACAAUGAAAGAAUACCAUGGAAAUUAAAAAUUGAAAAUAAUUUUGGACUGAUCUGUGUUAUUCAUGCUUUUGAAAUGAGUGAAUCUGUUGUAGCCUAAUACAUUUACUUGCCCUUUUUACCAGAGAACAUUUUUCAUGCUACCUGCAUAGCAAAAUGGCUACUUUGGUAUUUUUAUUUUAUUUUAAAUUUAAAAUUUUUAAAAAUGUUUUUAUUAUUCUGUAGCUAUUUCCAAUAGACCAAGCUCAAGAAAAUGGAGCACCCUCAUUUUUUGAUAUGGUCUGUUUUAUCUCUCAUUGUGUGGCCUCAAUCAAUAUAAGCAUGGCUGUGACACCUGCGAUACACGACGACUUAUGCAUUUUUGAGGGGUUUGGCUAACAGGCUACCUGACCUUGAGAACCUAUUUAGAAAUGGACCCAUUCUUGUCAUACUUGACAAAUAUGACUACUUGCAUUAAUUAUUGUGAAGGGCAUCCAUUUGAGAGCUCUUUGUUUUUGUUUCUGGCAAGUCAUAGAUUUAUAUUGUUUCAAUAAUCCCCUUUUUCUCUAAAAAUAAAAGUACACAGAUGCACAAUAAAUGAUCUUUAGAGAAACAAAGGAUCUAUAUCAGCACAUACACAGGCAACUUGUAUUAUAGCAGUUCUUAAGAAGUUCUGCCACUGGUAAUGCAAACAAACAGAACCGAAACUUGUGAUAGGUGUAAAGAACAUUGGUAAAAACAUUGUCAGAAAACAAAAGAAACACAGUCAAUAUGUCAUAUUCAAAUACUAUGCAACUAAUAUAUUUCUGCUUUACACACAC